AUGCCCAGUACCUCCAUCAUCCUCCUAGCUUUCAGCCUAUCCAUAACCCUCCAACCCAUAACCGCAAUCUCAUUCCCUCCCCCCACCGGUCCCUAUAACACCUCCCUCCUCACCACCUCCCUCAUCGACCACCACCGUCUCGACCCCUUCGCACCGACCAACACAUCUCGCACCCUCAUGCUCUCCAUCUUCAACCCCAUAACCCCCUCCACCUGCUCCCCCAUCCACUCAACCUACAUGAACCCCGCAACCGCCUCAUUCGAAGACCCCCGCCUAACCGCCUUCGGUCUCCCAGACAACCUCUUCGAAACCCUCACCCUCCGCACCUGCAAGCCUAAUCCUCAAACCCGCCGCGCUACCGAAUUUCCCGUGGUGCUUUUCUCCCCAGCGGCCGGAACCACACGACUCUUCUACAGCGCGAUGGCCCAACAAGUCGCCAGCGCCGGGUAUCGGGUUAUCAUGCUCGAUCAUCCGUAUGAUGUAGAUAUCGUGACGUUCCCUGAUAACUCUACUAUUCUCGGUCUCGAUUUCAUAGACGAUCAAACUCCUCUGUUAGUCGAAAUCCGCGCGAAAGACAUGUCGUUCGUGCUGGACCAACUCUCGCAGGCGAGUGUGGCUAAGAAACUAUUUCCGGGGACGACGUGUGGGAUUAACGUGUCUAAGGCUGGUGUGUUCGGACAUUCGUUAGGCGGAGCUGCGGCUGCGGAAGCGAUGUUGUUUGACAAGAGAUUUGCGGGAGGGGUAAACUUGGAUGGUUCGAUGUUUGGGGACGUGGUGAAGAAAGGACUUAAACGACCGUUCAUGCUGUUCGCACAUGCCGGGAAGAAUAUUACUACCGACCCCACGUGGGAGGCGAUAUGGCCGAAACUGACGGGUUGGAAACGAGAACUCAUGCUGGCUGAAAGUGUGCAUUAUACUUUCUCCGAUUUGUUGGAUGUUUUGAAGGUUCUUGGGUUUGGAGGGAUGCUACCGAGUGAGGCGGUGGAGAUUGUGGGAUCGAUUGAUGGUGGGAGAGGACUUGAGGUUGUUACUGCUUAUGUUACAGCGUUCUUUGAUUUUGUUCUGAAGGGGAAAGAUGCAGGGAUUUUGAAGAGACCGAGUACAGCGUUCCCUGAAGUUACUUUUGGGUUAUCUUGA
Glarea lozoyensis ATCC 20868 is the source of this 1137-nucleotide messenger RNA. Its product is annotated as alpha/beta-Hydrolase. The record is from RefSeq and is a predicted model, not a curated record. The transcript has a single exon. Gene Ontology annotation, molecular function: 1-alkyl-2-acetylglycerophosphocholine esterase activity. NCBI's taxonomy places the organism in Eukaryota, Fungi, Ascomycota, Leotiomycetes, Helotiales, Helotiaceae. The coding region runs from base 1 to 1137 and encodes 378 amino acids.